AUGCCCAACCCAACACUAGUCUUCUGUGCCGGUGCCUGGUACUCACCAGUAGCAUUCGGCCCACUCAUCGAAAAGCUCCCCGACUAUACCUGCCGUACCGUGGCCUUCCCCUCCAUCGAGCAAGCCACUGAGGUCAAAGACCUCCAACCGGAUAUUACCGCAGUCCGCAGUGUCGUCGAAGAGGAAUGCGAUGCCGGAAAUGACGUUGCAAUUGUCUUGCACAGCUGGUCUGGUCUCCCCGUCAGCAGUGCCCUCGAUGGACUCAGCAAGACGGAGCGCCAAGAAGCGGGUAAACCAGGCGGCGUGGUGAAGCUCAUUUACCUCUCGGCUUUCAUUCCAGAUGUUGGCGAGAGUUUGAUUGGGGCGUUCGGAGGGGUGGCGCCGGACUGGUAUGUUCGGGAUGUGAGUAUACCUUCUCCGUUAGUUGUGGAGAAUGGCACCGUGACGCCGGAUGAUCCUUUCAAGUUAUUCUUCCACGAUGUUCCCGAUGGACAGAAAUGGGCCGAAACACUACGACCUCAUGCAUGGGCGACUAAGAAUAGCCCUGCCACGAGUGCAGCGUACCUGCGAAUUCCAAGUGCCUAUCUGCUAUGUGAAGAUGAUCGGGCAAUUCCAUUAUUUGCGCAAGAAGGGAUGGUCGAAAAAGCACGAGCUAAGGGAGCCACGUUCGAGACAGACAAGGUUAAGACGGGACAUACGCCGUGGCUGGUGGUGCCGGACCAAGUGGUGGAGUUUGUGAAGAGACAUGCAUGA
This is a messenger RNA of Aspergillus niger, 753 nucleotides long. RefSeq lists its product as uncharacterized. Lineage: Eukaryota; Fungi; Ascomycota; Eurotiomycetes; Eurotiales; Aspergillaceae. The record is from RefSeq and is a predicted model, not a curated record. The transcript is spliced from 2 exons. Bases 1 to 753 code for a protein of 250 amino acids.